Messenger RNA from Notechis scutatus (mainland tiger snake), 2805 nucleotides. Lineage: Eukaryota; Metazoa; Chordata; Lepidosauria; Squamata; Elapidae. The record is from RefSeq and is a predicted model, not a curated record.
AUGGAAUGUAGAAAAUGCAGAGUGGAAAAAGAUGCAGAUACAUCAUCCAUCCUGAAUGUACCACAAGAAGCAACAUGUCUCCAAAAAUAUGAGGUUGAUAAUACCUGUAGUGAUCUUCAAAUGGGACCUGAGUAUUCCAUUUCAAGCCAGUCAUGUUACUUAGAUGCCUCAUUUUUAAACUUAUCAAAAGAAAACCUAAUUUCAUCAGCCAAAGAAGAAUUUACUUAUGUCCAUAAACAGCAACACAAUACUUCAAGUGCAGUGGAAACUACAAAUGAAAUAAAUAUUAAUACAGAGUUCUCAUACUUUAAGAAUGAGAGUGCAAACAAAUGCAAUUAUUUUGAUGAUGACUCUCAGUUAGAAUAUCACAGUGCUGAAGAACAAGAUUAUGUUGAUUGUGUCUGUUCAUAUAGGCAGAAAACAGAAAAUUCAGAAAGUUUUCAAGAAAAGGAAAUGGUAAAUGAAAAUGAUGUUACAGAUCAGCAGCCAUUGGACAAACCUGAAGAUACAUUUUCUACAUCAAAUUGUGUUGUUAAGGAUCAUUACAAUGGCAAUGAAAUAUCAACAUUCUCUCAGAAGUUUAAAGAUGUCAGUUGUACACAGAACCAGCAUAUAACUUUAAGUGAAAAAAGAAAUGAAAGUCUUAGCAUGUUUUAUAGUAUUAUUAAAGAUUCAUCUCAUAUUAAGGUUAAUAAAAAAAACAAUUCAAAAUUGUUUUUAACUAGCAAAGCUGAGAUGGAAGAAAAGAUUAAAGUAAAAUUUCUUAAUGAUACCACACUGAAAUCUAUUACUGAAGAAAUACUUCAGACAAGUGAUUAUCUAAAUAAAACUGGAAAUCCAAAUAUAUUAUGCCAGGAGAGAAGGUUACUACCUUUUCCUCAGAUUUCUCAUAAUACAGAAGAUUCAAAUACAUGUGCCUACAAACCAUCAGUUAUAGUUAAUAAGGAUAUCUACAAUUCCUGUGAACAUUUUGGAAAUUGCAUUGAGAAUUGUUCUAGUUCAGAAUUGAAAUGCAUCGUAAAUACAUACCAUGAAUCUGGUAAAAACCAAAGUACAAUUAACCAGGCUAUUGAUGCAACUGCUGACUUUAGAGCUAGUUUUACAACAAGUCGUGCCAUUAAUGUUAAAAGUCCAGUGGCAUCUAAGGCACAAAACACUGUGAUAACAAUGAUGAGUAAAUGUAGGCCCAGGGAAUGGUUGGCACAAGAUUCAGAAAUACUGCCUGUAAUAGCUGACUGUAGAAGUGUUGCCUGCAAUACAGACUGGUCGUAUAAUAUCUCUGGCAAUGUGGAUAUGAUUGACUCACAAGUAGCAAUAUCUGAUACGUUGGAAGAUUGCAUUACUAGUGAUGCUACAAAACAUGGAUGGAAAUCGAACUCUGAGGAUCCUUUGGAAUGGAGUAAUAUCACUGGAAAAUAUUUGAAUGAAAUUCCAUACAGGAUGAUGCAACUAUCAAAAGAAAUAAGUUGUUUGCCAAACUGUUGUAAAGAAACACUACAGACAGCCAUCAAAGCUGAAACUGAGCUUUUAAACCUUCGUUAUCAGAUGUUUUAUCAGCACUGCUGGCAGACUUGUAGACUUUUUAUGAAAGAAAAGGAAAAUAUAAGCAGUUCACCACUUGGAACCAGAAAAUCGGUGUCAGAAAUGUUAUUGUCACAAGAUAAUGAAGUAUCUUUACUGCACUUAAUUACAUCUCAAAAGAAUGAAAACAGUGAUUCUCAUCUGUGCCUUUCCAAGAUAGAGGAGAAAGAAAACAGUCUUGAAGAGAAAAGUUCUUUAAAUACACAAGAAAUCAGUGAAGAAUGGUUAGAUGCUACAGAGAACCUAACAACACUGGAGUCAUCAGUUUUGUGUGCCAACACGCUAGAGAGGUCUCCAAAAGAAACACAGACAAUAGAAAGGAGGAAAAAAGAGUUGAAAAACAAUUAUUUUGUCUAUGUUGAUGGUCUGAAUUCUUCAGUAUCAGAAGUUGAUCUUUGGAUUCAUUUCCAGAAGUAUAAUGUUUCUGAGGUUUGGGUUUGUGAGUAUUCUAAAAAUUACAGGUAUGCAUCUCUUACUUUUAAAACAGCCUGCGAUGCAAAACUGGCUGUGAAAGAAAUGAAUGGGAGAGAAAUAAAAGGAAAAGCAAUAAAAGUUCAGCUUGAAAGGACAAUUGGAGAAAAAGGAAUCCAAGAGAAUCAAAACUGUAUGAAACAAAAGUUUGAAAAUCAUGAGCCCCUAUCUAAAAAGAGAACCAACUAUCAGAAAAACUCUGAUCUGAUUUUGGAAGCUCCUGCUGUAAUGUCAGCUACACUCAUACUGCCUCCAGAUGAUCCUUUCACUUUAAAAAUGUCCGAUGUCUCCAAAGAUGAUUUGAAGUCGUCAUUGCCUGCUUUGCCAUUAGCAAAUGUUUUCAGACCUGCCUCAGGUUCUUCAGAAGUGCUCCUUUGUGCUUCAGGCUCUUCCAAAGUGCCCAAUUCUGACAUUGUAUUUUCUUCGCCAAAAAAAGCAUCCUUUGAAGUAGAUCAAAAGGAUAUUGCAGACAGCCUCUUGCCAUUUGGCUCAAUACAGUUUACUCCAAAUCCAUCUUCUACUUUUAUAACUCCAAAUACAUUAAACUUAAGAAGUUUCCGCAAAGUAGUAAAGAAACUGGAAGAGUUAUAUCCACAGAUUACUAGAGACAACAUUUUGGCUGCUUUGGUAGAGAUAAAAGAAAACAAGAGUCAACUUAGUGGUUUGCCCUUAAGCACAAUUAUUCAAAUGACAUCAUCUCUCCUGAAUAAAAAAUGGGCAUCACAAUCAGAAAAAAAGGAAUCUGAGAAAUAA